Molecule: messenger RNA, 669 nt
Organism: Humulus lupulus (European hop)
Lineage: Eukaryota; Viridiplantae; Streptophyta; Magnoliopsida; Rosales; Cannabaceae
Product: protein TOPLESS-RELATED PROTEIN 2-like
Exons: 6
Biological process (GO): regulation of DNA-templated transcription
Molecular function (GO): protein binding
Source: RefSeq, a predicted model, not a curated record
CAGCCGGUUGUGUCCCCAUCUCCUAGUACUAUUGUUGGUUGGAUGCCAAAUUCUAAUUCAUCUUUGUCUCAUCCUGCUAUGGAAGCACCACCUCCUGGUUUAGUCAAGCAAUCUAGUGCAGCUGUAUUUUUGAAACACCCAAGGACUCCUACAGGUGUUACGGGGAUGGAUUAUCAAUCAGCUGACUCUGAGCACUUGAUUAAGCGCAUUCAUACUGGACAGUCUGAUGAGGUAUCAUUCUCUGGUGUAAUGCAUUCUGGGGCCUAUUCACAAGAUGACAUUCCCAAAAAUCUUGUCCGGACCCUUAGUCAAGGAUCUAAUGUUAUGAGCAUGGAUUUUCAUCCUCAACAACAAACCAUACUGCUAGUUGAGACAAAUGUUGGUGACAUUAGCCUUUGGGAAGUUGGGUCGCGGGAGAGGAUGGUACAUAAACCCUUCAAGGUUUGGGAUAUACAAUCUGCUUCGAUGCCAUUGCAGUCAGCUUUGUUAAGUGAUGCUGGAAUAUCAGUGAAUCGUUGUGUUUGGGGGUCAGAUGGGCUCAUGCUUGGUGUUGCAUUUUCAAAGCACAUUGUCCAGAUAUAUACUUACAAUCCAACUGGGGAACUCCGUCAACAUUUGGAGGUAAAUCUUAUUCCUUUCCCUGUUAUCUCUUUCUUCAUUGGCAAUGGU